CGGCGAUUGUAUGCGCGUUAAUAUAUCGAUGUUAGAAUCUUUUGGGGUUUAGCGCUAGGUGCCAUCGUAAUACAUACCGGCAAGUUGGUGAAGUGAGUCACGAGGAAGUUGACGGCUGUGGUCAGAGGCUUGUUUUUGCCGAGCGAGUAAGUUUUUCUCCACCUGUCAGAGAGGUCAACACAAUGGCUGAAUGCACAGUUCUGGAAAGUUUGCUAGAGAUGGGUUUUAAUAAGAACCGAGCUGAAAAAGCUCUGGCAUACACAGGGAACCAAGGGAUUGAGAGGGCGAUGGAUUGGUUAAUGGAACAUGAGAAUGAUCCUGAUAUUGAUGAGCCAUAUGUACCACCACCAGAGAAUGUUCUCAGUUCAGAGUCAAGUCCACAUCCUGACUCCAUGGACCCAAUUGAAGGGUCAAUUGCUGAGGAAGGAGAGGAGGGAACAGCGCAACCUAAGCGUCCUCUGACAGAGGAAGAAAAACGAGAGCAAGUUAAAAGGCUAGAGGAACUAAUGCGGGUUAAACAACAGGAACGGGCAGAAAGGGAAAAAAAAGAAGAAAUUGAACGGGAGAAACAGAGACGCCGUCAAGGACAGGAGUUGCUCCAAAUCAAACAGAAACUGCAGGAUGAGGAGAUGAAAAAACUGGCAGAUGAGCGACGGAGAGAAAAAAUGGAAGAAAAGCUAGCCAAGCAACGGGUUCGAGAAAAGAUUGAGAGGGACAAAGCAGAAAGAGCCAAGAAGUUUGGUGGAGGUGGAACCCCUUCGUCAUCUCCUGCUGAUGUUGUUCCUGUCUCUGCUCCUGCAAGCCAAGGUCCUCCACCAGCAAAGCGCGAGUAUGAUGAGUGCCGGAUACAGAUUCGGUUGUUGGAUGGAUCUGUAAUGACAAGCACAUUCAAGGCCAAGGAACAGCUGGCUGCAGUUAGAGUAUACGUGCAAAUGAAUCAGACCUCUGGCAUAGAUGAUUUUAACCUCAUGACGACAUUUCCUAGAAAGCUGUUUACAGAGGAAGAUAUGGAAAAACCUUUACAAGAACUUGGUCUGGUACCAUCAGCAGUGUUGAUAGUUGCAAAAAAGUGAAAAGAAGAAGAAAAAAAAGAAACCAACAAAAAUCCCCAAAAAAAAAAACCCAACCCAAAGCACUGAUUUCAUCAGAAUUAACUUUAUGGAGACUUAACUAAUGGACCUAAAAAGAAAUUCAAGAGUUGAAUGACCACACUGGAAAUCAGUAUGUGACACUUAAAAAUUAAUUUGAUGAUUAAAGAAGAUUCUCCUUGAGCGUUACUGUUGUUGUCUCUAUCUGAUGAAAACAGACCCAAUAAAUGUUCUGAGGAACACAACUUUUAAAAUA
Messenger RNA from Polypterus senegalus (gray bichir), 1344 nucleotides. It is a transcript of the gene ubxn1, whose product is annotated as UBX domain protein 1. Gene Ontology annotation, molecular function: protein binding. The record is from RefSeq and is a predicted model, not a curated record. The coding region runs from base 183 to 1073 and encodes 296 amino acids. The transcript is spliced from 10 exons. NCBI's taxonomy places the organism in Eukaryota, Metazoa, Chordata, Cladistia, Polypteriformes, Polypteridae.